GAAAUCCCAUCCCCGUUUGUUAACGGAACCGUUAUCGUCGCUGUCGAUUGAUAUCUUCCUCCUCAGCUCAUUGGAGGUGAGGAUCUGCUCAUGGAGAUCUAUGGUGGUGUUUAGAUUCUCGGCCAAUCUCAAAAGCCCCUGCUUGAGUUUUGGUUCUGGGCUAGGGUUUCUGAUUUUCCCGCUUCCUUGGAGGAGGCCAAUGCUUGGUACUGACAAAGAUAGCUUCACAGGACGUAGCCGUUGUAAACUUUGACGACUGAGUGAAUUCAAUUUGGGCAACGGUUUCGAUUCUGUGAAAGCUGUAAGCUUUGUGGUGCUCUGCGAAUUGAUUGUUGUUAGUUCAGAGGGUUGAGGAGAUGGGAGAGGAUUUGUUCACUACCCUAUCUAUUGAUAAUCAUCAUCAUCAUCCAUCGACUUUAUUAUCAAUGGACUCGGGUGGGGUUUCUCGGGACGAAUUGGACCAUGAACUAAGCAGACCGACUAUCGUCUCUCGGCCCCCGGAUAUCAAUCUCCCCCUUGCCUCUGAGCAAAACGGCUCUUCUUUGCAGUCGUGGAACUUGGACCCCUUCGAUACCUUAGAUGUUAGUCUUGGGUCUCAGAGUAACGAGCAUGAUGCCCAUGCUAAUCUGCCCAAGACCGGGCGCAAGUGCACCAAGAGGUUGGAUAGUGUGUGGGGAGCUUGGUUCUUCUUCUGCUACUACUUCAAGCCUGUAUUGAAUGACAAAUCAAAGUGCAAGGUAGUGAGGGAUGGUAAUGGGGCAUCUGGAUUUGAUAAGUCAGACCUCGAGCUGGAUGUUUUCUUGGUACAGCAUGACAUGGAAAACAUGUACAUGUGGGUCUUCAAGAAACGGCCUGAGAACGCCCUCGGGAAGAUGCAGCUACGGAGUUACAUGAAUGGGCAUUCUCGUCAAGGAGAGCGACCUUUCCCGUUUAGCGUAGAUAAAGGGUUUGUUAGGUCCCACAGGAUGCAGAGGAAGCACUACAGAGGACUCUCAAAUCCUCAGUGCGUUCACGGGAUCGAGCUUGUCUCUUCACCCAACUUUGAGGGAGUUGACGAGGAAGAACAGAAGAGGUGGGUGGAACUCACGGGCAGAGACUUGAAUUUCACGCUACCGCCCGAGGCAAGUGAGUUCUGUUCUUGGAGGAACCUCCCCACCACGGAGUUCGAGCUUGAAAGGCACCUGCCUCCAUUGAAGACCAGCACCUCCAACUCAAACUCAAAGAAGCUCCUCAAUGGUUCCAGUCUGAACCUGUCAAAUCGUCCACCAAACCAGGCUAAUGGGGGCUCCUUGGAUCUCUCACCUGUGGGAAACAACAAGAGGAAGAAGGACAUGUAUGGAGCAGGAAGCGAGGAAGACUGUUACUUGCAUAUGAAUCAACCUAAUGGUAGGCUUUCUGAGCCCGAAACCCACCCAGCUGAGCUUCCAUGGAUGAAUGAUUUCAGUGGAGUGAUGAGGAAUGUGUACGGCCCUGUUACAGCAGCAAAAACAAUCUACGAGGACGAGCAAGGUUACUUGAUAAUCACAAGCUUGCCCUUUUCUGAUCUCAAAAGGGUGAAGGUCACUUGGUGGAACAAUCUCACUCAUGGGGUAGUAAAGAUUUCCUCAGUGAGCACUGCUUGUAUGCCUUAUAUCAAAAGAAACGGAAGGACUUUCGAGGUCACUGAUCCUUCUCCCGAGCACUGCCCUCCCGGAGAGUUCGUGAGGGAGAUCCCUCUGCCUACACGAAUCCCAGACGACGCCAAGCUCGAGGCUUAUGAAGACGAAGCUGGGAAUGGUCUUGAGAUCAUGGUGCCAAAGCAUCGCACAGGCCCUGAGGAGCACGAGGUUCGAGUGUGUCUUCGGUCUCAUUCAGGUGUGAAAAACGAACUGAUGUUAUCCUGACUGAAGGGGUAGUUGGAGAAAAUGUGACGGUAGGAGUGGAAAUGGAAUGCACAUUUUUCAUUACAUAUAGCUUGUACUCAUAGGAAGGGAGAUUGGAAACGUGUGAAACAAGAUUCACCAUUACAGCAUUAUUGUUUUUUCUUGCCCAUUCUUAGAAUUUAUUCUGGUGAAGUCUUAUGGAACAAGCCCAGGCUCGUACAUUAGGUCUUGGAGUUACGAAGUAAGAAUUCUUUAGCAAUUCAUUGAUGGUGUAGUUAGUAAUUUGAUGCCUUUGCUCCCCCCCAUAAAUGUAAUUAGUCAAGUUUCCCUGCUGAUUUUUAGGGGUAUAGAUGCAUUGCAUAGUCUUUCUAGUCUCAGGGCAACGUUUUGCUACUUUCUGAAUAAAGCGACGGGGAUGGGGACGGACUGUAGAUUUGAAGAGUUGCCUUUGUAUUCAACACACAUGUUGGACCUUUCGUAUUUUAUUCUUAGCAAUUUCAGUCUGGUUAUAUGAAACUAUUAUAGCGCA
Punica granatum (pomegranate) is the source of this 2391-nucleotide messenger RNA. NCBI's taxonomy places the organism in Eukaryota, Viridiplantae, Streptophyta, Magnoliopsida, Myrtales, Lythraceae. The record is from RefSeq and is a predicted model, not a curated record.